This is a messenger RNA of Schizosaccharomyces cryophilus OY26, 3144 nucleotides long. RefSeq names its product zinc finger protein. The record is from RefSeq and is a predicted model, not a curated record. Gene Ontology annotation, molecular function: protein-macromolecule adaptor activity. The transcript has a single exon. Gene Ontology annotation, biological process: organelle fusion; vesicle-mediated transport; intracellular protein transport. NCBI's taxonomy places the organism in Eukaryota, Fungi, Ascomycota, Schizosaccharomycetes, Schizosaccharomycetales, Schizosaccharomycetaceae. Gene Ontology annotation, cellular component: HOPS complex; endosome. Bases 149 to 2872 code for a protein of 907 amino acids.
ACUUCUUUCACGUUCCUCGCAUAGCCAUAAAAAAUCUAUUGUAUUGUCACAAUUGGAUUUACUUUCCUAUAUAUUAUUUCAAAUAGAAUUAAAUUUAUGUAUUAAAAGCGCUAUUGGACUUGCAGUUUGCCUGAAACAGGCAUUAAUCAUGACUACUUUCAUCAGAACUUGGAAACGGGUGACUCUGUUCCAAAAACAGGAACUACAUCAAAACCUUAGUAGAAAAAAUGUGUCUAUUUCAGCUUUUGGAAAUCAAAUUUUAGCCUGUAACACUUCUGGAAGGGUAUCCCUAUACAAUUCUUCGUUAGAGGUACAGCAAAUAAUUGAUCUCGAACAUGAAAUAGCUAUUCAGCAAAUACUUUGGAUCGAUAAUGAAAGAUUCCUAUUAUUUUACAACUUUGGUGAACAGGAUGGUCCAAGCUUUUUAGUCAUCUACGCUUUUUCCUGUUCUCAAGAGGAACCUUCAUCAGAAAAAGGGUUUUCACUUGUAUCUACCAACAAGUUUAUAGUUGAUGAACAACCCCAUCCUAUCGUGGCUGUUACUGAAUCAUUAUCAGAGAGAUAUUUGGCGUGUGGAUUUGGUGGACUCGUUCUAAUAUUAUAUGGAACUCCUUUUCGUGACAGAGGGCUCCGUAUUUCCAAUAGUUUUAAGCUAGCUGAGCCAAUUACCAGCUUAGUAUAUCAAAAAUUCGAGGUUUUGAUUCUUUAUGUUUCGACUACCAACAAAACUUAUUCUAUCAAAGGAAAGAAUAUAACUACCCUAGAUACACUCGGUACAUCCAUUAAUUGCUCGUCAAGCUAUAACGAAGAGAAUAUUUCCUCUCUUACGACUACUUCGCCUUCGUUUAUCUGCUCUCGCUCUGAUGGCCUUACAUUUUACUUUCCCAAACAGGACAAAGUUUGCUUUACAUUCCCCGGUGAAAAGCAUUUUUUGACAACACAAGGUCCAAUACUGGCUUUACAUUAUUCACCAAUGGUAACCGAUUCGUCGAUAGCGGUUUUGCCUAAUUCAAGAAAGGGCUUGUCGUCCUCAAACUCACUCUCAAGAAUAGAAAGAGGUCGUUUGGCAACACCACUUUCUAGAUUACUUUUAAUAGAUUUUCCAAGGAAAUUGAUUGUUUGGGAAGGCUUUUUAAGUGAUCCUUCUGCUGAAAUAUUAUCAUUAGAUGAAGGUUUCUUGAUAUUAAUGUCAGACAACUCUGUCUUGAAACUGAAACGAAUCGACCUUAAUGAGGAAAUCUCUCUGCUUAGUCAAAAAACAAUGUACGAUCUAGCCAUUUCCCUUACUCGACAGAAAAACUUGGAUUUAUCCUUUCUACAAAACUUAAUGAUAGAGUAUGCUCGCUUUUUAUUUCGUAAAGGAGAUUAUUCUUUAUCUAUGGAUUGGUAUAUCAAAGCAAUCACAUCGGUUAAUAUUCCAGUCGUUUGCUUAGACUUUCUUAAAGCAGAGCGUCUUGACCAACUUGUAAGAUUUAUAGAAGCUCUCAUGCAAAAUCAGAUGGCUAAUUCUGAUCAUAAAUUACUACUACUUUCAUGUUAUGUGGAAACAAAAAAUCUGAAGGGAAUAAAUAGACUGAUUGAUACUGGUGGGUUCGCGUUUGAUCAGGCAUUUGAUAUUUGCCAUCGGUCUGGUUUGCUUGAAGAAGCUAAACAUCUUGGUAUUCGAUUUAAUAACUAUGAGCGAGUUAUUGAUGUUCUUUUGGAAGAAAAGAAAUAUUCCGAAACUUUGGAUUAUAUGUACGAAGUCGUUCCAUCUAGGUUAUUUCCGUUAUUGCUGCGGUUUGGACGAGUUUUGCUAUCGAAUUUACCAACAGAAACGACUGAUCUUUUCAUAUCUUUUUAUUCUAAUAACCAUAAAUCUAAGCAAUACUUGCGGUCAAAAUCUCAAACAAAGUAUGAAAAGUCUUUGCGGCAAACUUAUCUUUCUCUUCUUCCUUAUGCUAAUGCUACCCCAUUUGGUAUAACUUCUACAGUUACUGAUCUGAAUACGGAAAAGACCGAAGAAAAAACAGAUCGUGAAGAAGAUCAAGCAGAUGAAACGUACGUCGCCCCAAAUCCUCAGACAUGUUUUCAUAUUUUUUUGAAUCAUAAUUCUGAAUUAAUACGGUUUUUGGAAGCCAUCUUAUCGUAUGUUUCUGGAGAAUAUAAAACACACAUUAAUACUUGUCUUUUUGAAGCCUAUAUAAGGGAAUCUCAUUCUUCAAACGACGAGGAAGCUCAAGGAUUCUGGAAAGAAAAAGCUAAUUUAUUACUAAAAAAUUCGGAAAAACAUUUAGAUCUAAAUGCUACAUUCCUAAUUUCUCAGAUUCUAGGAUUCGAUGACGGGGUUAGGUUUGUACAGGGGAAGUCUGGUCAAACAUUAGACAUCUUUCGAUCUUUUUGUAAACAAAACGAUGUUAGCAGUGCGAUGGAAAUGGUACGUGCUCACGGGGAAGAUCAAUCUGAACUAUAUAUUAUGAUGCUUAAUUAUUUUGCCUCAACAGACGAGCUAGAGUCUUGGUUGAAAGAACUAAAAGAGGUUGCAGAAUACAUCAUUAACCAUCGAUUGAUUUCACCCACCCAGCUUGCCGAGAUUUUAGGCAAAUCAGAUGUCGUCAGUUUAGGCAUGAUUGAGGAAGCCGUAGAAAGCGCCGUAAACAGGUUUGAGAGUCAAAUAUCUGAAAAAAGGAAAGGCAUUCAAAUAGGCAAAUCCGAAAUCUUGGAAUUAAGCAACGAGUUAUCUAAUUUACGGACGACUGCUUUUGUUGUUCAAGAGUCUAAAUGCUCUGCUUGUAAUACAGAUCUCGAGUUACCGAUGGUACAUUUUCGGUGCAGGCAUUCUUACCAUUUACGGUGUAUAGAAGACGAAUGUAUACGCUGUCAAUGGUUGUGAAGCUCCAGAAAACGAAAUACUUUUUAUGAACAUCUAAAAAUAUUUAUUCUUAUUUAUGAUCGUAAAUUGAUCGAUCCUAAAUUUUGUGAAAAUAAAGAUUGUUAAAUUCAUGGUAAGAUUUUUUCACUUUCAAUAAAUAUUAUAGCAAGACCAAGAAAGAACCAAAUAAUUUAUAGUUUAUUUGCGGAUUGUAAUAGUUAAAAGACAUGUAUAAAAGGAAUUACGAUGCAUAUCGAGACCCAAAACCAAAGAAAUAAAACGUUUCAUUGAUU